CUGGGAGGCACUUCUUUGCUAAUAGUGUGACAUCAACGUGACACGGUACAUACGCGACCGGUAGCUCUGAUAAAAGAUUUCUAGUAAUGUUUAAUGCAGUGUUCAGCUGAUAGUCGCGAUCGACGGUUGGGAAAACCUCUGGAAAUUGAAAAUUUCGAAACUCUCAACACUUCAACCGAUAUUGUUCUUGGGUCCACAUUUGAGGUGAUUAGUGUACUGAAAUGGAAAAGUGAUUUGCAAUUGAAAAUGCUUUUUGGUGCAUUGUCAAUGACUUGGGUCGUACGUUUGUUGGUUUAGUACGAUAAUAGCGUCUUGCACUUUCAGUAGAACCUCCAGUUGGAGAUUCCAAUCUGUUUACAGUUCACGACGGUUAAAUUGUACUUUGAAAUUCGAGAUAGAUAGUGUGCAUUCAAAGUUCUCCAAUCUGUGAUGGUGUAUAGUGAGUUUGGUGCGGAUCCGUGCAAGACUAACGAUUUAACAUUAUCGAGUAUGGACUACUGAGGAUAAAGGAUCAUCAAUGGUGUUCGAAACACCUCGCUAUCUUCCUCGUUCAGAUUCAUGAACGAGCUGAACAGAUACUCGCACCGCGGCCGCUACCUAAAUUGGAUUACUCCAAUAGUGUAAUUGACGGGGUGAAUUCAAGUGCUUGAGCAAUUUGGCAGUUAUUCGAGUCUAUUGUAUCAUUUGGUGACUUUCAAUUAGAUCCGUAUCAACGCUUGAGGACAGGGAAUCCAAGGAGAUAACAUACGAAGUUUUCGGAAUCGAAUAAAUUAUCCAAAAUGGGUGGCGAAAAGAAAGGGAAUACUUGGAAAAAGAUGACGAUUAAGGAGAAAUGUUCACAUAUUUGGAAUAAUAUAACGGUGGAGCCCUUAUUAGCAUGUUAUAUUAUGCCAAGUGUAUUAGCUGGAUUAGCAACGCAAAAUUUGAAUUUGGAGAAAGCUUGUCGCGUUAAUAUGGCCUACGAUGAUGUCGUCUGCGAUGCAUUGGCUCGACGCGAGACAGCAAAUUAUACAAUGGAAGAGAAAGUCGUCCAACAGUUGGUUGCGCGGAUGGCAGGUUGGAAAACUGUGAUACAAAGUCUAAUCCCGUGUCUGCUGAUUUUAUUCUGGGGCUCAUGGAGCGACAGACAUGGAAGGCGCAAACCAUGCAUGCUUAUUCCCGUCAUCGGGGAGUUUUUGGCAACCGUCGGUCUUAUCAUGUGCACGUAUUUCAAGAGUCUUCCCAUGGAGGCAGCCGGAUUAGCGGAAGCCUUACCACCGGGGCUUACGGGUGGCUGGUUCACUUUGUUGAUGGGAGUAUUCAGCUAUAUCGCGGAUGUGACGACGGAAGAGGAACGAACCCUUCGGAUUGGCAUCCUGAAUCUGUGCUUUUCACUGGGGAUUCCCAUCGGAAUGGCAUUGAGUGGAAUAUUACUCAAAUACAUUGGCUUCUAUGGAAUUUUUUCGAUAUCAGCAACUCUUUAUUUGAUAGCCUUCUUCUACGGGGUGUUUUUGGUGAAGGAGCCCGUGCGGAAGAUGGAGAAGGAGAAGCAGCAACAAUUGGUGCCGGCGGUUGAAAAGAAUCUCAUUUUGGACUUCUUUGAUCGGAAGCAUGUUGUGGAGACGUUCAAGGUGGCAUUCAAAAAAGGCUCCCAUCAAAGGAGGCUUCGCGUUAUUAUGCUGAUUAUUGUAGUGAUGGUGGUGAUUGGACCCUUGCAUGGUGAAAUGGCAGUCACAUAUUUAUUCACCCGGUACCGUUUUAAUUGGAGCGAAGUGGAAUUCAGUUUUUUCUCGACAUAUGCAAUGAUUACCAAUCUAAUGGGGACGCUAUUUUCAGUGGGCGUUUUCUCACAUCUACUGAAAAUCGAUGAUGCAUUAAUCGGGGUCAUGUCAAGUAUGUCGAAGAUUUUAUCGAGUUUCGUUUAUGCAUUUGCAGUUACGGAUUGGCAACUUUACAUUGCACCAAUUGUGGAGAUUCUGAACGGAACAUCGUUCAUUGCAAUGCGAUCGAUUGCAUCGAAACUAGUGAACAGUAACGAACUGGGGAAAGUCAAUUCACUUUUCGGAGUUGCUGAGGCGUUAAUGCCACUUUUGUAUGCCCCAAUGUACACCAGCUUGUAUGCAGCCACACUGAACACCUUGCCCGGAGCGUUCUUUUUGCUUGGAGGUGCCCUUACCGCUCCAGCAGUUGUAAUUUUCUUAUGGAUGUACGGCAUCCACAAGAAAGACGAGAAACGGAAGGCCCUCGAGGCUAAAAAUAAUAACGAUAGUGAGAAGACUGACGAGAAAGGUGACAACGGACCAGCAAUUACCAACGAUGAAAGUGACAUUGAGAAGAAUAAGGUAAAUGGCGCCGUCAAAACUGCCGAUGGAGUGGACAACAAGGCCUUUGAGUCGGACGAUCAGAAUGGCAUAUUGAGUGAGGCAAUUGAUAUUGUCAAGGAUCUCCCAACAUUACACGUUGAACACUGUAAGCUGUGAUAUUUCCCAUAUAAAGUAGGUUUUUUGUUAGAUUUUAUUGAAUAAUUUUUAUUGUUUUUUAUCUGUCCGUAAUGAGAGAACUGUAAAAUAAAGAAUUUGCAAUAUCUAAUUAGCUUAAGUGCUUUGUGAAACUACUUGACUUGCUGAAGGAUCAUUCAAGUCGGAGCACCUCCCUCUCUCUAUAUUUUGCAAUAAAACACCAACUUCGCAUUCACUUUUAAUUUACGUUUAACUUAGAGUUACCUAGCUUGUACCUUAUUGACAAAAGUAUUAUAUUUGUAUCGCAGAUUUUGAUAAUAAAUUCGAUUAAUUUAAGGAAA
Hermetia illucens (black soldier fly) is the source of this 2779-nucleotide messenger RNA. RefSeq names its product tetracycline resistance protein, class C. The coding region runs from base 780 to 2459 and encodes 559 amino acids. NCBI's taxonomy places the organism in Eukaryota, Metazoa, Arthropoda, Insecta, Diptera, Stratiomyidae. Gene Ontology annotation, molecular function: transmembrane transporter activity. Gene Ontology annotation, biological process: transmembrane transport. The record is from RefSeq and is a predicted model, not a curated record. The transcript has 8 exons. Gene Ontology annotation, cellular component: membrane.